Messenger RNA from Amoebophrya sp. A25, 169 nucleotides. The record is from the annotation of a GenBank genome assembly. Lineage: Eukaryota; Dinophyceae; Syndiniales; Amoebophryaceae.
CUUUCCUUCUCUCCUCGCUUUUCUCGGUAUCCCGUUUUACAGAACCCAGAAAUCUACGUAGAGAAAGAAAUCCAAUUCUUAUAUAUCCUUUCAAACAACUAGAAACAAAGGAAUAUACAUCGAAAGGCUGUGAUUGUUACUUCUUUGACUCAUCAGGGAACAUUCAGAU